Messenger RNA from Ricinus communis (castor bean), 2472 nucleotides. RefSeq names its product subtilisin-like protease 4. Bases 54 to 2357 code for a protein of 767 amino acids. The record is from RefSeq and is a predicted model, not a curated record. Gene Ontology annotation, molecular function: serine-type endopeptidase activity. Gene Ontology annotation, biological process: proteolysis. The transcript has a single exon. Lineage: Eukaryota; Viridiplantae; Streptophyta; Magnoliopsida; Malpighiales; Euphorbiaceae.
AUCAAUUAGAGAAAACAGGAACAACUGAGCAUUUAUUCUUUUCUUUUACUUUCAUGAAGAAGAGUAAUUUGUCACCAAACAUGACUGUCGUUCCUUUUAUUUUUCUCAUUUUCUUGUUCAACUUCUAUCCUCUGAUUGCCCAAUCAGCUGAACACACAACCGAAACGAUUGAAAAGAAAAACUUACAGACCUACAUUGUCCAUGUCAACCAACCAGAAGGAAGAACCUUUUCCCAGCCAGAAGAUUUGAAGAACUGGCACAAGUCAUUUUUAUCAUUUAGCACAGCAAGCUCUGAGGAGGAGCAGCAGCAACGCAUGCUUUACUCAUACCAGAAUAUAAUCAGUGGCUUUUCUGCAAGACUGACACAGGAGGAAGUGAAAGCCAUGGAGGAGAUUACCGGCUUUGUGUCUGCAUGUCUUGAAAGAAAAUUACGUCUACAGACAACACACACUCCUAGCUUCUUGGGAUUGCACCAGCAAAUGGGAUUAUGGAAAGACUCGGAUUUUGGCAAGGGUGUAAUUAUUGGAAUACUAGAUGGUGGAGUUUAUCCCAGCCAUCCUUCAUUCAGUGACGAAGGAAUGCCACUGCCUCCAGCCAAAUGGAAAGGAAGAUGUGAGUUUAAUGCAUCAGAGUGUAACAACAAGCUAAUUGGUGCAAGGACUUUCAAUCUCGCAGCAAAGACCAUGAAGGGAGCACCGACUGAACCACCAAUUGAUGUUGAUGGCCAUGGGACUCAUACAGCAAGUACAGCUGCAGGUGGCUUUGUAUACAAUUCUGACGUGCUUGGAAAUGCCAAAGGCACAGCAGUCGGAAUGGCACCUUUUGCUCAUUUGGCUAUUUACAAAGUGUGCUUCGGAGAUCCUAAUGAUGAUUGCCCUGAAAGUGAUGUCUUAGCUGGGCUUGAUGCAGCAGUUGAUGAUGGUGUCGAUGUUCUCUCACUCUCACUUGGAGAUGUAUCAAUGCCAUUUUUCCAAGACAACAUAGCAAUAGGCUCCUUUGCAGCAAUUCAGAAGGGAAUUUUCGUAAGCUGUUCAGCAGGAAACUCUGGGCCUUCCAAGAGCACAUUAUCUAAUGAAGCCCCAUGGAUUCUCACAGUUGGAGCAAGCACCAUAGAUAGAAGAAUUGUUGCCAUAGCAAAGCUUGGAAAUGGAGAAGAAUUGGAUGGAGAAUCCGUUUCCCAGCCUAGCAACUUUCCGACAACACUGUUACCCAUUGUUUAUGCUGGUAUGAAUAGUAAACCAGACUCCGCAUUUUGUGGCGAGGGAGCACUGGAAGGCAUGAAUGUAAAAGACAAAGUAGUCAUGUGUGAAAGAGGAGGGGGGAUAGGCAGAAUUGCUAAAGGAGACGAAGUGAAAAAUGCUGGGGGUGCUGCCAUGAUACUUGUGAAUGACGAGACUAACGGCUUCAGUACCAUAGCUGAUGCUCAUGUCCUUCCUGCAACCCAUGUAAGCUUUGCAGCAGGGUUGAAGAUUAAAGCUUAUAUUAAUUCAACAAAGACACCAAUGGCGACAAUUUUAUUUAAAGGAACUGUCAUAGGAGACUCAUCAUCUCCAGCUGUUACUUCAUUCUCGUCAAGAGGCCCCAGCUUGGCAAGCCCUGGCAUUCUGAAACCGGACAUCAUCGGUCCUGGCGUAAGCAUUUUAGCAGCGUGGCCCUUUCCCCUUGACAAUAAUACCAAUACAAAAUUAACCUUCAACAUAAUGUCUGGCACUUCGAUGUCAUGCCCUCAUCUUAGUGGCAUUGCAGCCUUACUCAAGAGCUCUCAUCCUUACUGGUCACCUGCUGCGAUUAAAUCUGCCAUAGUGACUACUGCAGAUAUCCUAAACAUGGAAGGCAAACCCAUCGUUGAUGAAACACAUCAACCUGCAGAUUUCUUCGCCACUGGUGCAGGCCAUGUUAACCCAUCAAGGGCAAAUGAUCCAGGAUUAGUUUAUGACAUCCAACCAGAUGAUUAUAUACCUUAUUUGUGUGGCCUGAACUACACAGAUGAGCAAGUCAGCAUAAUUGCACAUAGACCAAUUUCAUGCUCAACAAUUCAAACCAUAGCAGAAGGGCAGCUGAACUACCCUUCCUUUUCUGUCACAUUAGGACCACCACAGACAUUCAUACGGACUGUGACCAAUGUUGGUUAUGCAAAUUCAGUUUUUGCAGCAACAAUUACUUCCCCACCAGGUGUUGCGGUAAGUGUCAAACCCUCUAGACUCUACUUUUCAAAGUUGAACCAGAAGGCAACAUACUCGAUAACAUUCAGUCAUACUGGAUAUGGUGCCAAAACCAGCGAAUUCGGUCAAGGUUAUAUCACGUGGGUUUCUGAUAAAUACUUUGUCGGGAGUCCAAUCUCUGUAAGAUUCAAGUGAAAGGAGGCAUCUAUGUUGCACUUAGUAGGCAACCAGUGUUUAUAUCAUCAAAUCAUCUUAAAUUCCUGAUUUGAUUGCAAAUAAAUGAAUCAGUUAAAAAAUUUCUUUUCGACUU